CUCUCUGCAUCUAUCCAUUUCACACGGAGUCCGCUGUGCCUGUUGGCCAACUCUUCAUCUUCCUCCAUACCAACACAGGGAAAAAUGUCUUCCAAGCUGCCAGCAGGUAAACAGAAACCCACAUCCCCCUUCAGGAAAAGGGGAAGCCUGCAAUAUGCUGCCAGCACAGUAGACCUGCGUGGUGGACGUCAUCUCUUGACUUUCCAGUAUUCCUUGCCUGGCAUCCCAGUAGCAAAGCACGGACCGAUAGACCUGCGGACUUCCAUGGAUGGCAAAUACAAAGAAAUUGCUGAGGAGCUGUUGUCGCGCACUCUGGCUGAGAGCGAGAUGCGCAGUGCUCCGUACGAGUUUCCGGAGGACAGUCCCAUCGAGCAGCUGGAGGAGAGGAGGCAAAGGCUUGAGAGACAGAUCAGCCAGGAUGUUAAGUAUGAGCCUGACAUUCUUCUCCGAGCCAAGCAGGACUUUAUGAAGACAGACAGUGCUGCUGACCUUGAGUAUCUGAAAGAGCAGAGUGAAGCACAGCUGGAUCUAUAUCCAGAGCAUGAGCUCAUACCAGAGAGGGAGUACCAGAGAGUCUCCAUCUCUGGAGAAGAACAAUGUGGUGUUCCCUUCACAGACCUGCUAGAUGCUGCUAAGUGUGUGGUGAAAGCUCUGUUCAUCAGAGAGAAGUACAUGGCUCUGUCCAUGCAGAGCUUUUGCAGGACCACUGCUCGAUACUUGACAGAGCUUGGAGACAGGCCUCUGGAACUCAAUGUAUACCAGGAUUUGCCUGAGACCUCCAUAACUUCAGAUGCUCCUGUCCACCCACCGGUCUCAAGAACCCACCCUUAUGAUGGUUUAGACCCAAAUAGCUUUCCACCAGACAUGGCCUACAGCUGCAAGAUGAUAGAUGGUGUCGUACAUGUGUUUACUCAUAAGAGCAAUAUGGAAAAAGCCGUAGAGCUGGAUCUUCCCUAUCCUGAUUUGCAAGAGUAUAUAGCUGACAUGAAUGUCAUGAUGGCUCUCAUCAUUAACGGACCAGUAAAAUCAUUUUGUUAUCGGCGACUGCAGUACCUGAGCUCCAAGUUUCAGAUGCACAUACUCUUGAAUGAAAUGAAGGAGUUGGCAGCUCAGAAGAAAGUUCCUCAUCGGGAUUUCUACAACAUACGCAAGGUGGACACACAUAUCCACGCUUCAUCCUGCAUGAAUCAAAAGCACCUUCUACGCUUCAUUAAGAGGGCCAUGAAGAAGUACCCUAAGGAGAUAGUCCACGUGGAGAAAGGCCGAGAACAGACGCUUAUGGAGGUCUUUGAGUCAAUGAAUCUGACAGCAUUUGACCUCAGCGUGGACACACUCGACAUGCAUGCGGAUCGAAACACGUUCCAUCGCUUUGACAAGUUCAACUCCAAGUACAACCCAAUUGGAGAGUCCAUCCUCCGGGAGAUUUUUAUUAAAACAGACAACCAUAUUGAAGGGAAAUACUUUGGACACAUUAUCAAGGAGGUGAUGGAGGAUCUUGAGGAAAGUAAAUAUCAGAACGUCGAGUUGCGUCUGUCCAUCUAUGGCCGUUCCAGGGAUGAGUGGGAUAAGCUGGCACUGUGGGCCGUCAAGCACAGAGUCUACUCUGAUAACGUGCGCUGGCUCGUCCAAGUGCCUCGUCUGUUUGAUGUCUAUCACACUAAGAAACAGCUGAGUAAUUUCCAGGAGAUGUUGGAAAACAUCUUCAUGCCUCUGUUUGAAGUCACCAUCAACCCAAGCAGCCACCCAGAGCUGCAUGCCUUCCUGCAACAUGUGGUUGGGUUUGACAGUGUGGAUGACGAGUCCAAACCAGAGCACCACAUCUUUAACCUGGACAGUCCUCUACCUGCAAACUGGAUAGAGGAAGAUAAUCCACCAUAUUCUUACUAUCUCUAUUACACGUUUGCCAAUAUGACUGUGCUAAACCACCUGCGCAGGAGCAGGAACUUCAAUACCUUUGUGCUGAGGCCACACUGUGGUGAAGCAGGACCAAUUCACCACCUGGUGUCUGGCUUUAUGCUCUCAGAGAACAUUUCCCAUGGCCUGCUGCUCAGGAAGGCUCCUGUGCUGCAGUAUCUGUAUUAUCUGGCUCAGAUCGGCAUUGCCAUGUCUCCUCUGAGCAACAACAGCUUGUUCCUUAGCUACCAUCGCAAUCCGCUGCCUGAAUAUCUGUCCAGGGGCCUAAUGGUCUCCUUAUCUACUGACGACCCUCUGCAAUUUCACUUCACAAAGGAGCCAUUAAUGGAGGAGUACAGUAUAGCUGCUCAGGUGUGGAAGUUGAGCUCGUGUGAUAUGUGUGAGCUGGCAAGAAACAGUGUACUUAUGAGCGGUUUCUCCCACAAGGUGAAGACUUACUGGCUGGGCCCCAACAACACCAGAGAAGGUCCAGAAAGCAACGACAUCCGCCGGACCAAUGUCCCUGACAUUCGUGUGGCAUACAGAUUUGAGACACUGUGCGAAGAGUUGAAUCUGAUCACCCAGGCAGUGAGGAGCGAGGAGCUAGAGACCAUUGAAGAGGAGGCUCCAUGCAUGAGCACAGUGCAGAGUGCACAGUAGGGAAAGAGAACAGUAGCACCAAGCAGAGCGUAUGAACGGGGCUGUUUGAGGAAACUGGUAGUCAGUCAUAUCUGAGGUGAUACAUGGUGUGUUAAACUGAUGUUAAACAUAGUGCAUAACACAAAAAAGAAAAGUGAACAUUUCAAAGUUGUGCAUGCUCUUUUGAAUGUAAACUAGAUUACUGAGCCUGUCUUCAGUAUUGCCUGCAGAAACACCAUUCCUGAAAGUUAUUCAACUCACUUUGUCAACAGCCAGUAGUUUGCACCAAUGGUCACAGCUCCCAUCAGAUAUUACCAUAAAAAAAAGAUGCCAUGGCCCCAGCAAGCAUGACAAACCAAUGCGCCGCUAUAUGUUGGUGUACCUUUGUGGUGUUGGUGUUGUUAUUGUUCAAGGAGUUAUUUAUAGCAUUAUCAAAAUCUGGCCUGGCACAUCCUAUGACACCUGACUGGGAUUAAUUAGAUGAUGGGCAUCAAAACUGGUGCAUUAGGGAUAGUUUUAAUUGGAAAUCAAUGCCAUGAACAAUGAUUAUGUGUCAGAACUGCUUUUCCACAGUGAUUGAUGAUAAAUGAACAUCUCAUCCUUUUUUCUUUGUCAGACACAUUUGGAUCAUGUUGACUUGUACCUGGUACCUAUGUUAUUUACUGGUUUAUUUAGUGCAUAUAACCAUUGAAACCACAGUUUCUUUUAUACAUGUAUGUACUUGGAAUUCUGUAUUGAAUUAUUUAUUGCAACUGAAAAAACAAGUAAACUUUAUUUUCCUCUU
Molecule: messenger RNA, 3316 nt
Organism: Tachysurus vachellii
Lineage: Eukaryota; Metazoa; Chordata; Actinopteri; Siluriformes; Bagridae
Gene: ampd2b
Product: adenosine monophosphate deaminase 2b
Exons: 18
Coding region: 85-2553 (822 amino acids)
Biological process (GO): IMP salvage; AMP metabolic process
Cellular component (GO): cytosol
Molecular function (GO): AMP deaminase activity
Source: RefSeq, a predicted model, not a curated record